AAAGAGAUCAGCUGAAGCUGCUGUCCGCCUUUGCAGGCGCUAAGCUCGGCAGGGAGCGCGAGGCUGAACCUCCCUCUCCGCCAAUUCUCCAACCUCAGCGGCCACCCAGCCGCAAACUCUUCUUCCCAGCUAUGGUCGGAUCCAACUUCAUUCUGUGCAGCAGAAAACAAUGGCCAGUGAUGAGUACACGAUCGGAUGGGUCUGUGCACUGCCGAUCGAAAAAGCCGCUGCCCGCGGUAUGCUGGACGAGAUCCACGAUACAUCAUUUAACAGGGCAGCAUCCGAUAAGAAUAGCUACACACUGGGUCGCAUCGGUCCGCAUAAUGUGGUUGUCGCGAACCUUCCCUCCGGUGUCUAUGGCGAGACCCCAGCGGCGACUGUCGCAGCGCACAUGUUGGCGUCAUUCCAAACAGUACGGAUCGGCCUGUUGGUUGGUAUCGGCGGUGGGAUUCCGAGUAGGUGUCAUGAUAUUAGGCUGGGCGACGUUGUUGUUAGCAGACCAGAGGGCACCUUGGGUGGGGUAGUCCAGUUCGACCGGGGGAAAACCAUAGCAGAAGGCCGAUUCGUGCGAACUGGAGUGCUGAACAAGCCUCCGCUUGUUCUCCUCAGUGCUCUAGCCGAACUCGACGCAGAGCACGAGAUGGAAGGUAGCAAGAUCCCGUCGUAUAUCGCUGAAAUGGGGGAGCGAUAUCCGAAGAUGCGGACGGACUAUUCGUGUCAAAGCUCCUCCAACGACGUACUCUAUCGGUCGGAGUACAACCACAAUGAGGAUGAUGACUCAACUUGCGAGUUGUGCGAUCCCUCCCAGAUUGCCCAGCGUUCCGCGAGACAAUCUGAAGAUCCAGUCAUCCAUUAUGGGAUCAUCGCGUCAAGCAACCAGGUUGUCAAGGAUAGCCUGAUACGCGACCGUAUUGGCACAGACCUUGGUGCGAUAUGCUUGGAAAUGGAGGCAGCGGGCAUCAUGGACACUUUCCCCUGCGUCGUCAUCCGUGGAAUCUCUGACUACGCUGACUCGCACAAGAACAAGCGCUGGCAACGAUACGCCGCGGCAACUGCUGCGGCUUACGCAAAGGAGCUGUUGUACAAAGUACCCCCGAAUGAGUUACGUGCUAAUCCUACAGCACUUCAAGCGCUCCGAUCAGAGUUGUCCGAAAUCAGUCAGGAUGUUCAAUCGCUAAAGCAAAAGCUCUAUCUGGACGCACUCCCAGUCGCAGAGGGCGCGGCAUUCGACUCGUACGACAAUGAAAGAAGCCCACACUGUCAUCCAGAAACCAGAGUGGAGUUACUUGGCCAAGUCUACAAGUGGUCGUGUGAUCCGAAGGGGAAGAGCAUCCUUUGGCUGAACGGAAUGGCUGGAACGGGCAAGUCCACUAUCGCGCGGACGCUCGCUCGCUCCUUACAUAAAGAUGCACGGCUGGCCGCAAGCUUUUUCUUCAAGCGGGGCGAAGCCUCUCGUGGAGAUGCCUCGCGGCUUUUCACCACGAUCGCAUCUCAGAUUGCCUCGAGUAUACCCAUGUCAGCAGAGUACAUCCGGGAUGGCGUUCAGAGUACUCCAUUGAUUGCGGACAAGGGACUCGGCAUCCAAUUCUCCGAGUUGAUUGUGCAACCGCUUCGCCAAUUGCAAUUGGUUUCCCCGGCACCAAAUAUUAUUGUUCUUGAUGCUCUGAAUGAAUGUGAUGAUAUCGCCCAAGUCAAGGCUAUCAUUCAACUUUUCUCCGGCCCAAGUAUGGAGAAGAUCAACCUGCGAGUCUUCGUGACCAGCCGUCCGGAUACAGCGAUUCGGGUUAGCUUUAACCAGCUUGCACAUGAAGUGUACGACCGUUUGAUCCUGCAUGACGUCGCACAGGAGACCAUUGAUCAUGACAUUCGCGUUGUACUUGUCGACGAAAUGCGCAGGACGGUGCAUGAUUACAACGCCGUAGUUCCAUCAACUGAUGCUGUUUUGACGCCCGAUUGGCCGGGAUCUGAGUGUAUAGACCAGCUCGUGGAAAUCUCCAGUCCGCUUUUUAUCUCUGCUGCGACCAUCUGCAGGUUCUUGGGCGACUCACGUUUCUCGCCCAACCACCAACUCGAGAAAUUGCUAGAGCAACGAAGUGCAAGCCAUGCCUCAAAGCUCGACUUCACGUACCUCCCGGUUCUGGAUCAAAUACUUGCAGGUGACCUUACAAAACGAGAGAAGGAUUACUUGAUAAGCGAGUUCCAUAGUGUUGUGGGAUCACUCGUCCUUCUAGCGGAGCCACUAUCCGCGUUCCACCUUGCUAGACUCCUCGGCAUACCAAAGGAUCGAGUCGAUACCAAUCUAGGGCAUUUACACGCCGUGCUUGGCGUUUCUGGAGAUGGCGCUCCUGUUCGGCUUUUCCACGCUUCUUUCCGCGAUUUUUUGCUCGAUGAGGACUUAGCUGGGAAAACUCCAUUUGCCAUACAUGGUCCAGCAGUGCACCGCCAUUUGUUACAGCGAUGUCUUGAUAGCAUGUCCGGAAAUGCAAAGCCAGUGGGAUUUCCGCACCGUUUAUACCGACCAGCGGCAACUGGAGUCGUACAUGUACCUCAGAAACAGGAGGCUUUCGAUGGGGUACUGCCCGGAGACCUUCGGUACUCACACCUGUAUUGGAUACAUCACUUGGAACAAACCAAGGAAACAAUCCGAAUUGGAGAUGGCGUUCAUCGCUUUCUUGAGACACACUUUCUCGACUGGGUGUCAGCACUGGGCAUUUUGAACCAGCCUUCUCGAGUUUUGAAUUCGGUGCAAACACUUAUCUCCCUUAUAGACGAGACCAGCAGCGGGAGUCCACUGUGGCAGCUUCUUCUUGAUGCUAGAAGAUUUGUCUACGGGCACAAACCUGCUAUUGAACGAAUCCCACAGAUGAUACACUCUUCAGUCAUAUUUCUGCCGCGCUCUAGCUCGAUCAGAAAGACCUUCAUGCAUCUUGAACCGGCUUGGAUCACGGAGCGACCUAACGUCCCCCAGGAUUGGGGCCAACCCGCACUGCACGUCGAUGGCGUGGUGCUGAACAGCCUGGCAUUUGCCCCGGAUAAUAGCCGGCUCGCUUCAGAAUCUCGAGUGUGGGAUGCCACCUCAGGCCACGUACUACACACAGUUAGUCAAUACCGACCGAGGUCUACAAUGGACCUGGUGCAUAAUUACCAAGAGGGAAUCAAGGCUUUAGCCUUCAGAUCCGCUCAGGAACUAGCAAUUGUCACACGUGGGGGACAAUUGAAAAGCUGGAAUCUAGCAACUGGAGAGAAAACAGCACUUCAGCUUGCUUCGGCCAUCAACGAUGCAGUGUUCUCUGGGGACGCCUCCAAGCUGGCGUUUAUCGCAUCGUCAAACCCGUUUAAAGUGCCGAUCAAGCAGUUUCCGGAGCCCUCAAUAUCUGUACGAGACAAUAUAACGGGACGUAUUAUUGUCAAGAUUGACCGGGUGGAGCAUGCCCUGCUUAGCUUGUCCUUGGAUGGGAGCAGACUGGCAUGUUGCAUAAUGCCUGACCAUGAGAGCUUCACAGACACUCAAGUUGUGGUAUUUGAACUCACUCCCCAUCGCUCCACCAAGCGUAGUGUGAUACCAGGGCCUCUCGCGCAUGUCGCCUUGGUCGCACUUUCCCCAAAUGGCUGUAAACUCGCUGUGUUUGGCGAGGAAAAAAGCACGCGCCUACUCGUCAUUCUUGAUAUUGAGACAUGUGAGCAGGAGCAGACGUUUCCAGUCUCGGAAUGGAUAACAUGCAUGUCAUUUUCACCAGAUGGCGCAACCCUCACUGUCGUUCUUGAGAAGAAAGAGUUUCGCCAGGUCGACCUGGCCACAGGCGAAGUACAGAUGAUCCGCAAGCACUGCCGCCAUGACGUCGUUGCGUUCGCCCCAGACGGGCUAAGAAUUGCCACUGCCCCUCGGAAAGCGAAUGGAAUCGAAGUUUGGAAUUCUCUAGGAAAUCCCGACAAUGUGCUCUACCAGAAACCAUCCUGUGAUCUCGACAACUGCCUACCUUUGUUUGCCCUCUGUCCAGAUGGCUCUGUAGCUGCGACGGCACGGAUCAAGAGCAACACGAUCCUGCUUGUGGAUAUCGCUAGCAAGGGAAUUAAGCAUGAGCUACAAGCGUGCGGAGUGCCGGAGGCUGUUGCUUUCUCCCAUGAUGGAACAACCAUGGCAGCCAAGACACUAUCCUACGUGAGCGAAAAAGAAGACGAUGGCGAAAUGGAUCUUACAACCGGGGAGCUUGACGACCUCGUGGUUAUAGAGAAACAUAUUUCCACAAACCGAGACAAAUGCUGGUUGGAAUUCUGGAAUAUCGAGACUAUUCCAUCGCUUCGUUUCAGGAAGACGUUUCCUGUGGCGUACCGGAAGUCUUUGUUGGCAGUCAGCCCUGAUGGAACAAGGGUAGCAUUAGCACUCAUAGAUGACACGCAAGCUGGCGCCAGCCGCGGAACCACUGUGGAGGAAUGUGACGUUCUGCGUACAGACCUCGUCCGCAGGUACCAUGUACAGCAGCCAGUCAAGAUGUCUAAGAUCCGAUAUUCGGCAGACGGGGAGUGGCUCGAGCUCAUCAACUACAAGCCAUCUGAGCCCCCAGGCAUCACAACAACUACUCGUAUUCGUCUCUGGCAGUUUGAAUACGCGUGGGGUUACUGGGCGUGUGAACCAGUUACCGAGCAUGCCAUCUCAAAAUGGCACAUCCAGAAAUACCACUUUCCAAGGACAGGGAUCUGGGUGACAGAGGACGAGGCCUGGAUUCGAUACGACCGUCACUAUAUCUUGUAUAUCCCUGCGCAUCUGAGACCGAUGCAGCAUGUGUACCUUGGCACGUCCUUUGAUAGUGUUUGUGAUGGUACCGGCGGCGCAGUAAUCGGCUGGAUUACUGUUGAAGGACUAUUUACUUCGUUCAAGAUCGAUUUGAAUAAGUUGCGGCUGGCUAUCAGUGGGAGUGGUGACGAGGGCUAGUGUGGCUCCUUGGCCACACUGCUGACAGAACCUUGAUGGAAACCAGGAAAGGAGCUAGGCCAUUAAAAAAAGAUGAAUGUGUGUAAGAAAAAUGAGGCUAUCUAGGAGGAAGCAAGGUGUACUAAAGACGCAGGAUGGAUCACGCGCUGCUAACGGUCGAAGAGAAGCAGAGACCCCAAGAACGCUUGCUUGUAUGCCUGCUUGCAGGGCUCUAUACUACCGGCAAUUCACUACCUAACAGCACAUAUGGAGGCCGUUUCCAAAAAUCCAAAAUCACAGAGAAGCACCUGGGAAAAGGAGAUGUCAAACGUGAAGUCCUCUAGUAAACCCUUCCGUCCAAGGCAACGCUUGCGCGUAGUUGACAUUGUAGACCUGCCGGUCCGCGGAAUCCCAUUUAACCAAGAGGCACUGCCCAAAUCACUCGGCGUACUUUUCGACUUCGGGGGUCGCCCUGUAGCCUUGAGGCUGAUCCUGGAAAGGCAGCUGAAAUCGGGUCUUGGUGACGUUCGGCGGGUCUUUUUCAGAAAGGGAGCCUUUGCAGGACAAUGAACUUAUCCACAGUUUUAGCUUCGCCCUCAAUCGCCCUGUAACUCCAAGUAUCAGAAAGUGUGGCGAAGAGAACGUGGCGGCAAACGGGAGAUGUAGGAAACCAGGAGAGAACGUUCGGUACAGCCCAGCCCAGGUCAAAGGGGAAGGGCGGGGAGUCUAACCAUGCCACCGGCCACGCACUACCUCGCCAUACUGAGGUAACGUGGGAUCCACACGUUGUUCCGCGGGAAGGACAAGGAGCAAUUCUCG
Aspergillus calidoustus is the source of this 5728-nucleotide messenger RNA. NCBI's taxonomy places the organism in Eukaryota, Fungi, Ascomycota, Eurotiomycetes, Eurotiales, Aspergillaceae. The record is from the annotation of a GenBank genome assembly.